Maniola jurtina (meadow brown) is the source of this 3035-nucleotide messenger RNA. It is a transcript of the gene cry2, whose product is annotated as cryptochrome-1-like. Bases 547 to 2874 code for a protein of 775 amino acids. NCBI's taxonomy places the organism in Eukaryota, Metazoa, Arthropoda, Insecta, Lepidoptera, Nymphalidae. Gene Ontology annotation, molecular function: FAD binding; DNA binding. The transcript is spliced from 10 exons. Gene Ontology annotation, cellular component: nucleus; cytoplasm. The record is from RefSeq and is a predicted model, not a curated record. Gene Ontology annotation, biological process: circadian regulation of gene expression; negative regulation of DNA-templated transcription; entrainment of circadian clock by photoperiod.
AAUACCUACAGUGGCAGUCACGUUGCAAGCGGCGUGGGUCAUUAUUAUUGUGGCAUAUUCUGACAAAAGUACCUACUUGGUAGUAUCAGACUCGGUAUUUUAGUUAGACCACGUUCGGAUUGUGUUUAUCGAUUUCGACGUAGUUUACAAUUUACUUAAGACUUUCUAGAAACUGCUAAAUCUCUUGAUAAAUUGUUAAAAAUAUUAUUACAAAAAUUCAAACUAGUAAAUAAGUGGAAUACGAUAGUUUUUCUGAAACUGAUUUGGCGAUUUCUAUUGUGUGCUCAUUUUGUGCUACUAUACGAACUUUAUCAGUUUAGUGAGAAAUCAAUAAGAUUUAAUAAUAUUUACAUUUAUUACUAACGACGGACUGUAACUAAUUUUUUAUACAGCUCAUAGUAAAAUUAUUAAUAAUUGUUUUUGAAAAUGGAAUGUUUUAUGGAUUGUUAUAUUUAUCUCAAAAGAACAUUCUCUUUAAAUCUGCUAUUGAACUAAUUACAAGCCGCAACUUUGAAAGAUAGACUGUUGAAAGAAAAACCUAGAAACAUGGUAAAAUACCUAAAACAGGCAAAAGAUGCCCAUCAUGUAGGAAUUAAAACAAAGGUACUAAAUAUCUCAGAUAAGGAAAUAUUUGUAGGCAAAGAUGUCAGUGGCUUAGCUAUGUUAGCUGCCGUGGAGACGCUGCCGGCGUCGGGCCUGGCGCCCAGGCUGCUUCCGCCGGCGCGCAACCCGACCGGAAAGCACACCGUCCAUUGGUUUAGGAAAGGUCUACGCCUUCACGAUAAUCCAGCUCUACGAGAAGGCCUCGUUGACGCUACGACGUUCCGAUGCGUCUUCAUCAUCGACCCCUGGUUUGCUAGCUCGUCCAAUGUCGGAAUAAACAAAUGGAGGUUUCUUUUACAAUGUCUCGAAGAUCUGGACAGCAGUCUCAAGAAGUUAAAUUCCAGACUGUUUGUGGUUAGAGGGCAGCCCGCAGACGCGUUGCCAAAGUUGUUUCGCGAAUGGGGAACCACCGCGCUCACAUUUGAGGAGGACCCGGAGCCCUACGGGCGCGUGCGAGACCAUAACAUUAUGACAAAAUGCCGAGAAGUCGGCAUCUCCGUCACCUCACGGGUUUCUCACACUCUUUAUAAGUUAGACAAUAUUAUAGAGCGUAAUGGAGGUAAGGCUCCUUUAACAUACCACCAGUUUCAAGCGCUGAUAGCGAGCAUGCCGCCGCCGCCCCCGGCCGAGGCGAGCAUAACAGUGCAGACACUUAACGGCGCUGUCACACCCAUCGCGGACGAUCACGAUGACCGCUUUGGCGUACCUAGUCUUGAAGAACUUGGGUUUGAGACAGAAGGUUUGAAGCCUCCCAUAUGGGUUGGUGGUGAAAACGAAGGAUUAUUAAGGCUAGAACGCCAUUUGGAGAGAAAAGCUUGGGUUGCUUCUUUCGGCCGGCCUAAAAUGACACCCCAAUCUCUUUUAGCGAGCCAAACAGGGUUGUCUCCUUACUUGAGGUUCGGCUGUUUAUCCACCAGGCUUUUCUAUUAUCAAUUGACGGAAUUGUAUAAAAGAGUAAAACAAGUACGGCCGCCAUUAUCGUUACAUGGACAAAUACUUUGGAGGGAAUUUUUUUAUUGUGCCGCGACCAAAAACCCUAAUUUUGAUCGAAUGGAAGGCAAUCCAAUAUGUGUACAAAUUCCAUGGGAGAAAAAUCAAGAUGCUCUCGCGAAAUGGGCAAGUGGCAAAACCGGGUUUCCUUGGAUUGACGCCAUCAUGAUUCAGCUGAGAGAGGAGGGCUGGAUCCACCACUUGGCGCGACACGCCGUCGCCUGCUUCCUCACUAGAGGCGAUCUGUGGAUCUCAUGGGAAGAGGGUAUGAAGGUGUUCGACGAGCUGCUGCUGGACGCGGACUGGUCGGUGAACGCGGGCAUGUGGAUGUGGCUGUCGUGCUCGUCCUUCUUCCAGCAGUUCUUCCACUGCUACUGCCCCGUGCGCUUCGGCCGCAAGACUGACCCCAACGGGGACUUCAUUAGGAAGUACAUUCCAGCGCUAAAGAAUAUGCCGACUCGAUACAUCCACGAGCCGUGGCAGGCGCCCGCGGCGGUGCAAGAGGCGGCGCGCUGCCUCGUGGGCCGCGACUACCCCAUGCCCAUCGUCGACCACCACAAGGCCUCGCAGACCAACAUCGAGCGCAUCAAGCAGGUGUACGCGCAACUCGCCAAGUUUAAACCUCCAGGGUCAUUAAAUCCGCAAAUAGUGCAAAGGCCAAAUGUCAUGCAGUCGUCGCCGAGCCCUACAUCAAUAAUUGUGAACAUAAAUCAGUCCAACUAUUUAUGCAGUCAAACACCCGAACCGCCACAGAAUACGCCUGAAUUUAAAGAGGACUAUGUAUUCCUGAAACCUAGAAAUAAUAGGAUUAAAGUAGAUCCUAAUAAACAAACACCUUUCAAACAAAUCGUUAUUAUUCAACAAGAUCAAAGUCAGAGGGUACAACGCCAGCCACCGGCAGAAGUUAGCUACAUCAUUAACAACAUGCAACGUCCAGUCAAGUCGGAGAAUUACGACUUCAAGAAAUUAGUAAUCAACAAUUCAAUUCCUAAUGAACGAGAUACAUUUGUGAACGAAACGACAGACAAACAGGAAGCCUAUGAGCAAAAUGUUAAUUUAGACGAAUACACUACUAGUAAACCUAAAUUAUAUUUUAUAGAUAAUGGAGUUAUCUCCCAUGAUGAUAACGCACCAAAUUUUAUACCCCAGUCAUAUGUCAAUGAUUACAAUAUAAAGGAAAAAUCACAACAAAAUAUUGAUGACACUACACGUGUUCAUAACAUGGAAGUCGACAAAGAUCAAACUAAAGCAGAUGACAAAAAAACAGUAGGUGAGAAAUAAACCACACCAUUAAAGGCCGGCGCACAUAUGGCGGAGCGCAGCGCGGAGCAUUUUUCAGUCAAAAUAUUAUCGACCUUUACUCAUUGAAAUAAUAUCUAAAAUCAAAUGUGCAUUCGUGGGGAUACUCGCGCAUCCGUGCGCAGUCCCGCGCAUUCUCUGGU